UCGGUGUCUCAGAAUAAGCUUGAGGUCUUACGACGCUAAAUUCGGAGUUCGAUUUCUAUAGUGGAUAUAACACAAAGAGCCCAAUGUGCAGCUUGGUGCUUAACAGAAAAGUGCCAGUCCCACAACGUAAACAAAACCAGGUUGUUACUGAAAUAGUUUACAGUUGAACUUAAAAGAAGAGUAACUUACGUCAAACACAAUUAGCGGUUUUUAUAUCAAUAUAUAUCUUUGUAUAAAUUUACACAAACUAAUAAGCUUACAGUCUAAACGUGUACAUUUGAUCUUAAUGACUCACUUAUUGCGAAACUGUCCAGCAACACCCCAUCGCGUCGUUUCCUCUUUCAAAAUUUCUACAGUACGAACGUCAUCUACAGUUCAGUACAGUAGAGAUCGGUGAACGGCUGUAAAUUGUUUCAUAUUAACUCGAAAGCGAGAUAAAAAAGGCCAGAAGCUACAGAGUUAUUGGAGAGACUUCACGACCCACCAUUUAAUCUUUGUAGUAAGAAGAAGCCAUGUCGACUUGUUGUGGAUCCACUAAUUACCGAGCUGUAGCUGAAUGGGUAAAUGCCGCCAGGGGGAACAUCCCUCAAAAUGCCGUCCAAGGUGGUUACGAUGGGAGAGACAUAAUCUAUAUUGGACGCGCUCAUCAACAAGGAGAAGUUGUUCCUGGAAAGGUCGUACCAAGUCAUGGAUGUUGCUACAUUCCUUGGAGCGGGAUGGAACACUCCCACAAAGAUUAUCAGGUGCUAGUAAACCGAAACGGCAGUAUUUUGGAGUGGCACAACAUGUCCAACGGGUUAACACCCACUGGAGCUAUCCAGGGUGGCAGGACUAACACUGGAGAACCCCUUUUCAUUGGCAGAGUCGAUUAUAACGGAACCAAAACCGUGGGAAAGGUCCACCCUAGUCACGGAGUGUUGUACAUCUCCUUUGGUGGAAAGGAAAUCUCCCAUAGCAACUACGAAGUGCUUGUGGCAAAAUAUUUACAACUGUAAGACUCGCUGUUCUGUUGCCAUGACAACUGUGCAUCAGUUCUAAAUGUCAUUCAGUGUUUCUUUAUCUUAUCAACAACUAAGCCCAAAAAGAGAGAGAGUCGCGUCGAAUACAUUUGACCUUUGUUUGUAUACUAUUCAUACAGUGUGGUAGAAAGUCUGGCCCGAAUAUCAGUCAGCUGAAACUUUUCUAAUAAAGCAUUUUUUCUUACUUAAAA
Limulus polyphemus (Atlantic horseshoe crab) is the source of this 1210-nucleotide messenger RNA. RefSeq names its product natterin-4-like. Bases 513 to 995 code for a protein of 160 amino acids. The transcript has 4 exons. The record is from RefSeq and is a predicted model, not a curated record. Lineage: Eukaryota; Metazoa; Arthropoda; Merostomata; Xiphosura; Limulidae.